Messenger RNA from Rodentolepis nana, 228 nucleotides. The record is from the annotation of a GenBank genome assembly. NCBI's taxonomy places the organism in Eukaryota, Metazoa, Platyhelminthes, Cestoda, Cyclophyllidea, Hymenolepididae.
AUGUCAACCUGUCAGUAUGCCGAUCCGGUUGCAGAUUUCUUGGACAAAUGGAACGUGUUCCGUUAUCGCCUCUUCCGCGAAUCCUGCGUAUAUCAUCGAGGGAACUAUGUGAAAGAUCUCUCCCAAUUAGGAAGGCCAAUCGAUCAAGUGGUUAUCUUAGACAACUCUCCUGCAUCCUAUAUGUUCCAUGCCUCCAAUGCUGUAAGUGAAUGCGCUUCCAAAAUAUAG